AUGCUAAGAAAGAAAAGAAAAGAGAGCACAUUUUGCUUUAUUUUCCUUGGCCUUAGUUUAAGUGUCUCUUUAGCGAACCCCAGCCGUAACCGGGUCAACUUAAGCGACUAUCCGGUGUCCCCUGAGUUCUUCUCGACUCCCAAGAGCAAGUCUGAUGUGAGCACCUCAUUUGCCGGGAAAAGCAAGCAGCAGGUGACCUCGAGCUGGUGGUCGCCAGCCAAGAGUGGCGGCAGUAAUGGCGGAGGCAUCACGGAGCCGGAGGAUGAUAAGGAUAAGGGUUCGCCUGUUGAAGGGGUGGUGCAGCCCGGUGCCUUGAUUAUGCUGCCGCCGGCUAGUGAAGUAGCAAGGCCGGAGGUGAAGAGAAUUUUGGUGCCGGUUGGGAAUUUAGACGAGGAGGAGUGGGUUACUGUUUACGGGUUUUCGCCAGCAGAUACGAAUCUUGUUUUGUGGGAGUUUGAGAAAUGUGGGGUGAUCCUCAAACACGUUCCCGGUCCAAGAGAUGCUAAUUGGAUGCACAUUUUAUAUAAGAAUCGAUCUGACGUGCAAAAAGCACUCGGCAAAAAUGGCAUGGAAAUAAAUGGGGUUAUCGUCAUUGAGGUGAAGCCUGUGGACCCCAGGCAGUGCCAUGCACUGAACGAGAGGCUCAACAGUAAUGGGUUCUUCACAUUACCCCCUGCAAAUUCAAGUCAAAACUCCGAAACUAAUGGAUUCAAAGUCAACCCUUAUUCCUCCUAUUUUUCUAGCAGAAGCUUGAGUGCUCGGCAACCAACCGGGACCAUGGCCAUGCCGGCUAAAUCAGCGGUUUCGAAAAUUGUGGACUUCAUGUUUGGCGUUUAA
Messenger RNA from Striga hermonthica, 837 nucleotides. NCBI's taxonomy places the organism in Eukaryota, Viridiplantae, Streptophyta, Magnoliopsida, Lamiales, Orobanchaceae. The record is from the annotation of a GenBank genome assembly.